UUCCACUUCCACUGAGAAGGGCGUUCUCAGAAGACCUUGGCUGUGCUGCUCAGGUUACGGGGUAGGCAUAAAGAGUGAGCACCUGCCAAACCAAGCUCAUUUGCCUGGAGCUCCUGGGGCCCUAGAGGAAGCAACCUCAUGGCAUAAACUGAGCCCUGCCUGAGUUCUGGGGAUUGUGGCUCUUCCGGCUCCAUCUGCUGCCCAAUCUACAUUGCCUCAUCUGGAUCUUGCGCCUGAGAAUCCGUCAUGAUGCUCCUCCUCCUUUCCCUGCUGGUCCUGCUUGCUCAGCCCCUGAGUUACCUGGGAGUAGAAAUGAACACCUACCUGCAGAGAUCAAUGGCCAACACCUGUACCCUGGUCAUGUGCAGCCCCACGGAGAAUGGCCUGCCUGGUCGAGAUGGACGGGAUGGGAGAGAGGGCCCCCGAGGCGAGAAGGGUGAUCCAGGCUUGCCAGGAGCUGUAGGGCAAAUGGGGAUGCCCGGACCAGCUGGCCCAGUUGGACCAAAAGGGGACAAUGGCUCUGCUGGAGAACCUGGACCAAAAGGAGAUGCUGGGCCAGGUGGACCCCCAGGACUUCCAGGUGUGCCUGGUCCAGCAGGAAAAGAUGGUCCUUCAGGGAAGCAGGGGAACAUAGGACCACAAGGCAAACCAGGUCCAAAAGGAGAGGUGGGGCCCAAAGGAGAAGUAGGUGCCCCAGGUGUGCAGGGAACUACAGGGACCAGAGGCCCCACAGGCCCUAAAGGAGAGAAAGGAGCCCCUGGUGAGCAUGGAGCCCCUGGAAAUGCUGGUGCAGCAGGACCUCCUGGAGCUGUGGGUUCACAUGGAACUCCAGGUGCCAGGGGCCCUCCUGGCCUGAAGGGAGACAGAGGUGCUCCUGGAGACAGAGGAGCCAAGGGUGAAAGUGGACUUCCAGACAUCGCUGCCCUGAGGCAGCAGGUGGAGACCUUACAGGAACAGCUACAGAACCUCCAGACUGUCUUCUCUAAGUAUAAGAAAGCUGAACUCUUCCCGAAUGGCCGAAGUGUUGGGAAGAAGAUCUUCAAAACAGUUGGCUCUGCAAGAGCUUUUGAGGGUGCACAAGAGGAGUGCACCCAGGCCGGCGGACAGCUGGCCUCCCCUCGCUCUGCAGCUGAGAAUGAGGCUGUGCAACAACUGGUCACAGCCCAGAAUAAGGCUGCUUUCCUGAGCAUGACGGACACCAAGACAGAGGGCAAGUUCGUCUACCCCACUGGGGAGUCCCUGGUCUUUUCCAAUUGGGCCCCUGGGGAGCCCAACAACAAUGGCGGGGCAGAGAACUGUGUGGAAAUCUUCUCCAAUGGCAAGUGGAAUGACAAGGCUUGCGGGGACCAGAGCCUCGUGAUCUGCGAGUUCUGAGCCCCUGGUUGCAGGGGUCGGGGAGGGACAGGUGGUCGUGUUUGGCCCAGAAGCCUGGCAAGUGAGUUACAGUCCAAAUCUGUGUGCUGCCAACACCCUAAUAAAAAGGUGACCACCUGUGCCAUCCAGGGCUUCUCUCCAGGAAGAGGUAGGGCUACUGCAGACCACCUCACACACUGAAGGUCAUUCGGGAAGAAGGGACCAGCCUGCUCUCCCAGGUGUAAUGAACGGAGGUCAGCCUCCAGUGAUGUCACUGUAACAAAACCCAGUACCUCCUUCUCAGCCCCCCUCCUCAUCAAAUGAUCAGCUAUCCCUCCACUUCUUCCAAACUCUUCCUCCCAGGACACCACUUUAGCCUGUGUUUACUCUUAAAUUUCUUUUUUUGAAAGAUA
This is a messenger RNA of Sciurus carolinensis (gray squirrel), 1766 nucleotides long. It is a transcript of the gene Sftpd, whose product is annotated as surfactant protein D. The transcript is spliced from 9 exons. The record is from RefSeq and is a predicted model, not a curated record. Lineage: Eukaryota; Metazoa; Chordata; Mammalia; Rodentia; Sciuridae. The coding region runs from base 247 to 1374 and encodes 375 amino acids.